Messenger RNA from Oncorhynchus keta (chum salmon), 1590 nucleotides. It is a transcript of the gene sh3bgrl, whose product is annotated as SH3 domain binding glutamate-rich protein like. The record is from RefSeq and is a predicted model, not a curated record. Gene Ontology annotation, cellular component: cytoplasm. Lineage: Eukaryota; Metazoa; Chordata; Actinopteri; Salmoniformes; Salmonidae. The transcript is spliced from 4 exons. Bases 434 to 781 code for a protein of 115 amino acids.
CAUUCCAAUGGAUGCUACUUCUCGAUACAUUGUUGCAUUCAGACACAAAGUGGAGCUAAUGAGGGAAUUCAAUCAGAAGGUGAAAAGAGACAUAACAUUGACUGGACAGACUAGAACUAGAAGGUUAUAUUUUUUCUUGAAAGUUACAGUUCCUGACUCUUUACGUCCACGCAUUUAGGCUGUUGAGUCUGUGGUCGACUUUUUGCCACUGAUCAAGUCACGGUGACAUGUUUCAACGAGAAACGGACGGUGUGAAAGAAUAGAAAGAGAAGGAGAGAGGGAGUGAAGAGAAGAGGGGCGGAUCGUUCAGACCAGGACUGGAGGAAGUUGUUUUGUGAGUCAUCGCUGUGAAACUCACAUUAUUACUAUUGGAACAGAGCAGAGCAAAGCAUCAAUCUACCUGACUGGAGCCUCGGCGACAACGCACUCUAACAUGGUGAUCAAGGUCUAUAUAGCAACCUCUUCCGGUUCCACCUCGAUAAAGAAACAGCAGCAGGAUGUGAUGGGCUUCCUGUCAGCCAAUAAGAUUGAGUUUGAGGAGUGUGACAUCGCUGCCAAUGAGGACAACAGGAAGUGGAUGAGAGAGAAUGUUCCGGAGGAGGCUCGACCCGCUGCAGGGAACCCUCUACCUCCACAGAUCUUCAACCAGGACAGAUACUGCGGGAACUACGAGGCGUUCUUUGAUGCCAGAGAAGACAAUAUUGUCUACGCUUUCCUGGGUCUCACCGCUCCCCCUGGAUCUAAGGAGGCUGAGGCCCUAGCCAAGAGAGAGCAGCAAUAGUUCCACAGUGCUCCUUCCUCCAACCACAGACCAGACCAGACCAUGACCAAGCCAGAGCCUGCUGGGCAGACCAUACCAUAUCAUUCUCACUUUGUUGGAGGUCAGGGGGUUCUUUCCAGAUGUUUAGUUUAGUUUUGUUGUUGUUGUGUCUCAUGCUUCAGCUGUGCCUUUAUCAGCUGGGUGUGAAGAGGUACUGAAGCAGAGCAUGCUGGGUACCCAUGAGUCCCUCCGCUGGCCUUAAAACCUGUUGUCUGAAUGUCUCCACACCUGAUCUUAUGAUGUCCCAGUCAGUCUGAAUGCAUGUCCUCUAGAAGACAGGAUGUACUAUCAGAGUAGCACUUCUCUAUAAUGUUAAACACAACAAUGUUUCCUUCCUCCUCUCUCCAAAUGUCCCAGCUGUCCUCCUGUCUACUUCUUCCUCUCCCUCCACUAUUCUCAGCAAUCUCACCAUCUUCUGUUCUACAGAGAACACGGCGCCUAGAUGCUAGUUGUUUUAUGCCUGAGGCCCUGUGACUUAAUGUUUGAUCUGCUUGUUUUGAUAGAGAUGAAAUGUGAUAAAGAUAACAUGAAGUAAUACAAAUAUAACAUGCCAAAAUAUACAUCUGUAACGGAAGCAGAGAGGUGAUGUAUUAUUGUAAACAUGUCUGUAUACCGCUAACUACUCUAUUCAGAUUCACACAUAUACUGGUCAGAAUGUUUGUUCAGCUUGGUGCCAUAGUAUAAUAUGAUCCAUAUAAUCUCUCCUCUCUUCUCUGCCUCACCAUAAUAGUCUUAUUUUUAUGUACAAUAAAGAUCUGAGAGUUGUUUUA